Messenger RNA from Zalophus californianus (California sea lion), 1838 nucleotides. It is a transcript of the gene TEKT5, whose product is annotated as tektin 5. Gene Ontology annotation, cellular component: nucleus; microtubule cytoskeleton; sperm flagellum. Gene Ontology annotation, biological process: cilium assembly; cilium movement involved in cell motility. Bases 66 to 1715 code for a protein of 549 amino acids. NCBI's taxonomy places the organism in Eukaryota, Metazoa, Chordata, Mammalia, Carnivora, Otariidae. The transcript has 8 exons. The record is from RefSeq and is a predicted model, not a curated record.
UCCUUCCCCUCCCUGCCGUGCCUUGGCCCCUCAGAGUUUUGCCCAAGGGUGGCUGAUGGGGGAGGAUGGAGUUUCUUGGAACCACCCAGACGACCAGUUACUGUGGCCCCAAGAAAGCCUGUGGCUUCAGUGCCCUGCCCCCGGCCGUGCCGGCCCCGGAGAUCCAGGAAUGUUACCAGCCCUAUUACCUGCCUGGGUACCGCUACCUCAACUCAGGGAGACCCAGCCUCUUCUACAAGAUCUCCAACGCCCAGACCUGCAUGGAUGAGGGAGCGAUGUGCCUCAGCGCCCUGAGGCCACCCACCAUCCUGCCCGUGCUCCGCUCCGCGCUCUUCUGUCGCUACAGCCCCCAUGACUGGGACAGGUCCAACAAGCUGCAGAUGCGCGGGGCCGAGGCCUCUCGGCUGUGGGCCAGCCGGCUGACCGGCGACUCCAUGCGGCUCAUGCAGGACAAGGACCAGCUGACCCGCCAGAUGCAGGAGGGGACCAGCCGGAACCUGGGCCAGAGGCUGUCCGAUAUUGGCUUCUGGAAGUCUGAGCUGGGCUACGAGCUGGAGAGGCUCCUAAACGAGAACCGCAGCUUGGAGACAGUCAAGAGGCGGCUGGAGUGUGUGGCCGAGGAGCUCAACUGUCCACUGCAGGUUGCUCUGGAGUGUCUGUACCAUCGAGAGAAAAGGAUCGGGAUCGAUUUGGUCCAUGACAAUGUGGAGAAAAACCUUAUCCGGGAAGUAGAUUUGCUAAAAUGUUGCCAAGAACAGAUGAGAAAACUAGCUCAAAGAAUUGAUAUCCAGAUGCGGGAUAACCGAGAUGCCCAGCAUGCUCUGGAGAGGGACCUCGAGGACAAAACCUCAGCCCAGUUUAUCGAUGAGAAGUGCUUUAACCUGAGGAACACGUCAGACUGCAUCAGCUUCUUCCAUGGCAUGGAGAAGGUCGAUGGCACGAUCUCUGUGCCCGAGAGCUGGGCCAAGUUCAGCAAUGCCAACAUCAGGCACUCGCAGAACAUGCGGGCCAACUCCAUCCGGCUGUGCAAAGAGGCUGAGAAUCUCUUUGAGGCCUUGUCGGAUCAGAUGUGGAAGCAGUUUACCCACACCAACCUGGCCUUCAGUGCCCGCAUCUCCGAGGUGACAGAUGCGAAGAAUAAACUGCAGACGCAGCUGGCGAAGACGCUGCAGGAGAUCUUCCAGGCAGAGAAUACCAUCAUGCUUCUGGAAAGGUCCAUCAUGGCCAAGGAGUGCCCACUGAAGGUGGCGCAGACGAGGCUGGAGUGUCGGACCCGGCGCCCCAAUGUGGAGUUGUGCAGGGACAUCCCACAGUUCAACAAAUGCCCCACGACUCAGUGGCUUGUCCUCAUCCUGAGCGAGACGUGUGGAGAUGUGAAGAGAGCCAGAGAAGUAAAGAGAAGGAGGAAGAAUGUUCUGAGAGAAAAUGCUGGAUGGCUCCAGGCUCGUGAACGAGGUGUUCACCAUCGACGACACCUUGCAGACUCUCAAGCUGAGACUCCGCGAGACGCAGGACACGCUCCAGCUGCUGGUAAUGACCAAGUGCCGGCUGGAGCACGAGCUGGCCAUCAAGGCCAACACACUCUGCAUCGACAAGGAGAAGUGCAUGAGCAUGCGCAAGACCUUCCCCUGCACGCCACGCCUGAUGGGCUAUACCUGAGCCGCCGCCGCCGGCCCCUGGCAUCCCGCUCCGCGCCUGUUCCGUGUGCAGCAUAAAAAUGGAAAAGGCAGAAAAACAAAAUAAAGUGUCAUUUUCUCCCUUUCCUCCUAUCAUGGAAAGAAAAACCAUGUUACAUAAAUAUAUAUAUUCAGAGCCAAAAUAAACGUGCCCAAACCAAA